GUUCUACUACUACUUCUACUAAUCUUUCAAAUAACAGCUCUACUGCUAAUUAAUUAUGAUGAAAAAGUACGUGAAAGUUCUUCUUCCUCAGUAAUAAUGAGGUUGUUUGGCUUUGUAGUCACAAGUACUAAUACUACUGGUAAUGGUAAUAAUCUUAACAAAAAUGUUAAUACUAAUACUACUAAUAAUGAUUCUACUAAUAAGAGGUCAUCAAUAAUAUUAUUCAAGUGUGAUUAUUGUGGCCGGGAGUUCGCCAAUUCCCAGGCAUUGGGGGGUCACCAAAACGCUCACAGGGACAGAAGAAGUCUCUCGAAGAGGCGCCGCCGUCAGCCGUCUCAUCGUCCUCUUCCUCCGCUACCUCCUCCUCGGCCGCCUGUUUAUCACGAUCAUCAUCGCCGUUUUGCAGUAGUAGGUGUCCCGGUGAUCAUAGGCGCCGCUCAUCAUGGCGUGUUCAGACCAGUAUCAUCUUCAUCAUCAACCGCAGCAGCAGCAGCAGCUUCUGUUCAUAUUGGUGGCCCCAGGUGUAUUGUCACACCGGCCGGUGGUGUCGCAGCUCGAGUCCGGUGCGUGUUGUCUCCAUGGCCGAUAAUGUCAUCAGUACAGAUAAGAUCAGGUAGCACUGGAGGAGGGGCAAGACUAGUUCAGCUUUCUAGAGCUUUCAAUGGCGAUCAUCAAGGCAUCUCUACGGCCAGAUCGGAUUCGUACGGGGACACUGUUAUUAAUGGUAAGGACAAUGAUAAAAUUCAAGGACACGUUGAUCAUCAUCACAACGUUGAUCUCCACCUGAGGCUCUAGCACCCUCUAAUACUUAUUAUAUUUAACGACCUACCUCAGCUAAUAAUUAUAUGUAUUUAUAUCAUUAUUUCCAGUAUAUGAUAUCAUAAUCCUUAUCAUCUUACAUGCAUAAAUAAAUAAUCAAAUUAUGAUCACCAUUUUCUUUUCUUAUC
Humulus lupulus (European hop) is the source of this 947-nucleotide messenger RNA. RefSeq names its product zinc finger protein 7-like. Gene Ontology annotation, cellular component: nucleus. The transcript has a single exon. Gene Ontology annotation, biological process: trichome morphogenesis; trichome differentiation; gibberellic acid mediated signaling pathway. Lineage: Eukaryota; Viridiplantae; Streptophyta; Magnoliopsida; Rosales; Cannabaceae. Gene Ontology annotation, molecular function: DNA-binding transcription factor activity; transcription cis-regulatory region binding. Bases 97 to 795 code for a protein of 232 amino acids. The record is from RefSeq and is a predicted model, not a curated record.